AAAUUCGAUCGCAAUGUAAGAGUACUCGAAGCAGGAAUCACCUGCAUUUCGCUUCAAAACUUUUUCCAUGUACUUCUCUUCUUUAGAUGCGAAAACCACCGGCAUCUAGUUUCAGAGUCCUUAACGUACACCCCAUCAUCUCUUGAGAUCCUUAACGUACGCCCCCUUCUGAUGAAUAACUGCCAAGCCCCUAGAGUUCAAUACGUCUUACAUUCGUGACCUCGCUGCAUUUGUGAAUUAAAGCCAUUGCGAUCUUUGGCAAUUUUUAAAUUAUGAAGAUUUCUUACUGGGUUUUGGUCACUUUGCUUGUUCUCUCCUUGUCUGCAUAUGGGUCUCUCUCAAUUGACAGUUCUCACCAGGCUUUUCCUAUCAUCGAACCUGAUCCUGGUCAUACAAAGCUUCGACUAGCAAGUGAUGGCUUGGAAGCCAUUAGAAGAAUUACAACACCAAUAGCAGCCGUCGCGGUGAUUGGACCAUACCGCUCUGGAAAAUCGUUUUUGCUUAAUCAGCUUCUUUCGCUUUCUUGUUAUGAAGGUUUUGGAGUUGGGCAUAUGCGUGACACAAAGACAAAAGGGAUUUGGGUUUGGGGAACCCCAGUAGAAUUGGAUAUUAAUGGAGUUAAAACUUCUGUGUUUUACCUUGAUACGGAGGGAUUUGAAAGUGUUGGAAAGUCAAAUGUUUAUGAUGACCGAAUUUUUGCUCUGGCAACUGUUAUGAGUUCUGUGCUUAUAUACAAUCUGCCUGAGACGAUCCGAGAAGCUGACAUAUCCCGCCUGUCAUUUGCAGUCGAGCUUGCUGAGGAAUUUUAUGGAAGAGUAAAGGGCCAAGAUGUUGCUUUUGAACCAGCAAAGCUACUGUGGCUUAUCCAGCGUGAUUUUCUACAAGGGAAAUCAGUGCAACAAAUGGUGAAUGAAGCCCUUCAACGUGUCCCUAACAAGGAUGGUGCUGUUCUGAUUGCAGGGGACAGGAAUAUCGAUCAGGUUAACCAGAUUCGAGAGUCACUCGCUAUUAUGGGUGAUAACAGCACAGCAUUUAGCUUGCCACAACCUCAUCUCCAGCGAACAAAACUUUGCGACAUGAAGGAUGGUGAGCUUGAUUCAGUAUAUGUUCAAAGAAGGGAGCAGUUGAAGGAAGUUGUUGCUAGCAUUAUUCGACCAAAGAUUGUGCAAGGCAAAACUUUGAAUGGAGAAGAGUUUGUAGCUUUCUUGGAGCAGAUACUUGAAGCCUUGAAUAAGGGGGAGAUUCCUUCAACAGGCUCUCUUGUGGAGGUUUUCAACAAGGGUAUACUGGAGCGCUGUUUGAAGCUGUAUGGUGAAUCAAUGGCAAAAUUAGGUUUACCACUUCCAGAGCAAUCUCUGCAAGAUGCCCAUGAAAGGUCUAGAGAGGAAGCAAUGAAAGCUUUUGAUGAGCAGCAUUUUGGCCGUCAUCACGCAAAGAGAUCUGUCAUGCAACUGGAUGAAGAAAUAGAGAAGGUUCAUAAAAAUAUCAUAUUGGCGAAUGAAUAUAAAUCAGCUAAACUCUGUGAAGCGUUGUAUACGAGAUGUGAGGACAGAAUGGACCAGCUUCAAGUUCUCAGACUUCCUUCCAUGGCAAAGUUUAAUGCUGGCUUUCUGCAAUGCAACCGAAGUUUUGAGCUGGAGUGUGUUGGACCUUCAAAAGCAAAUUAUGAACAACGCAUGGUGAAGAUGAUGGGGAAGUCAAAGUCUCUUUUUAUAAAGGAGUAUAACCAUAGGCUCUUCAAUUGGUUGGUCGCUUUCUCUCUCGUCAUGGUGGUAGUAGGCCGGUUUAUAAUAAAGUUCAUUUUGAUAGAAAUUGGAGCAUGGAUACUUUUUAUCUUCUUGGAGACGUACACAAGGAUGUUUUGGUCUGCAGAAUCUCUCUAUUACAAUCCAGUUUGGCAUUUUAUUGUAGCAACUUGGGAAACUCUUGUUUACAGCCCUAUCCUUGAUUUGGACAGAUGGGCAGUUCCGAUUGGUUUUGUGGCAGCAGUGUUGGUAAUUUAUUGGCGUUGCUAUGGCAGAAGGAAGCAUGGGUCGCAGUGGCUGUUACCACUAUACAGCAAUCAGAAAGGUGGUCCGAAUAGGCCAAGAUCUGACUGAAUAUUGCUUUACGGACUGGCAUACCUUCAAUCGUCCUGGGUGAGCUUUCCCUUUUUUUAAUACAUAAAGCCCCCAUUCUUUUGGUUGCUCCAUCCAUGCAAGACAUUUCGAUCGCAUAAAUGGAGAAGAGGAGAAGGAGGAGAUGAUAUGCCCGCCGCUGCUGAUAUCAUUUGUAACUUUAGCAUUUUCUGAUUAUUGUUUAUAAUCAAAUGUCAUCGGUUGAUUGAUUUCAUUAGAAAAUGUCAAUCAUUGUUCACAGGUUUAGAUUUUAUAUAAAGAUGUUGACAAGUACAGGUUUUUUUACUUUAAAUUACAGUUAUUUAUUCAAUUAUGUCUUAGCAUGUCUAACUGUACAGCCAUUAUUAUAUAAUUAACCUUUUCUUUC
Messenger RNA from Ricinus communis (castor bean), 2484 nucleotides. RefSeq names its product guanylate-binding protein 4. Gene Ontology annotation, molecular function: GTPase activity; GTP binding. Bases 273 to 2099 code for a protein of 608 amino acids. The record is from RefSeq and is a predicted model, not a curated record. Lineage: Eukaryota; Viridiplantae; Streptophyta; Magnoliopsida; Malpighiales; Euphorbiaceae. The transcript has 17 exons.